Acanthosepion pharaonis is the source of this 648-nucleotide messenger RNA. Lineage: Eukaryota; Metazoa; Mollusca; Cephalopoda; Sepiida; Sepiidae. The record is from the annotation of a GenBank genome assembly.
AUGAAAUCGUCCCCCCUCUCUCUCUCUCUCUCUAUAUAUAUAUAUAUAUAUAUAUAUAUAUAUAUAGUCUACAUAUCUUUUUUCUAUCUAUCUAUCUAUCUAUCUAUCUAUCUAUCUAUCUAUCAAAUUUUCUUUAUCUAUCUAUCUAUCUAUCUAUCUAUCUAUCUAUCUAUCUAUCUAUCUAAUUUUCCUCACUGUCUGUCUAUCUAUCUAUCAAAUUUUCUUCACAAUCUAUCUAUCUAUCUAUCUAUCUAUCUAUCUAUCUAUCUAUCUAUCUAUCUAUCUCACUCUAUUUCCAUCUAUCUAUCUAUCUAUCUAUCUAUCUAUCUAUCUAUCUAUGUAAUUUUCUUCACUAUCUAUCUAUCUAUCUCACUCUAUUUCAUCUAUCUAUCUAUCUAUCUAUCUAUCUAUCUAUCUAUCUCAUUCUACUUCUCUCUUUUUGUUUCGUUUCUUUCUUUCAAAGCUUAUCUAUCUAUCUAUCUAUCUAUGUCAUUCUGUUCCGUAUUAAUCACAUUCCGUAAUCUAUCUAUCUAUCUAUCUAUCUAUCUAUCUCUAUUUCUAUCUAUCUAUCUAUCUAUCUAUCUAUCACUUCCGUUACCCUAUCUAUCUAUCUAUGUCAUUUUGUUCCGUAUCAAUCACAUUCCGUAA